AUGCCUGUUUCACAUCUCACGCUUACGGUCUCGAACCUACCUCAAUCGACGUCCUUCUUCCUCUCCUGCCUGCAGCCUCUGGGCUAUAAAUUUAUCGGCCGACAUGAGAACAGCAUUGGAUUCGGCGCUGAGCCGGGAAAGCCAGCGGACUUCUGGAUCGCCGAGGAAAGACCAGGAGUGCCGGCCGGUGCUGCCCACAUUGCAUUUCCAGCUCCAUCCCGCGAAGCUGUCAGUGCUUUCUUCAUCGCCGCGCUUAAAGCAGGAGGAAAGAUCCAUGGAGAACCAUGUCUGCGAGAUGCGGAACAGGGUUACUUCAGCGCUGCGGUGAUUGAUUUCGAUGGAAACAGCAUUGAAGCCGUCAAUCGGUGCCAAGACAGCAGAGAGAACGAUCGAGCGUUGACCGUGGUUGAGAAUGGAUCGUAUGUCUCCAGGGCCAUGUCGUCCAAGAGCCGAGCUCCUAAAUCGGAGGUCGGAUCCGUUGCACAGAGGAGCACCGUCAGCGCUGCGAGAACCGUGCCGACAAUCGAGCAAAAGGCGAGGUCGGCUGUUUCAUCGGUGAAACAGCCGUCAAUCCAGUCUGCUUACCAGCCGUCGAUGCAGCCCUCAAUGCAGCCAUCGAUCCAGCAAUCUUCUCAGACACCACCACAGACCACCAUGGCGAAACCAGGCGACAACUUGAACGGCGCUAAGGCUGUCGUGGGCACGCUCCUCGGUGCAGCAGCCGGAGCUGCAAUCGCAUAUGCGAUGGUCAAGGGGGAAUCGCAGUCCCAAGCCGAGACCGCUCCACCACAGUACACCGAAGAGCCACUCGCUUAUUCGACUGAGAAAGCACCAACAGAGUACAGGGCCAUCGAGGCAGCGCCACAGAGAGCAAUGUCCGUGGAUGAUGGAAUGUCUGCGUAUGCCCAUACGAUGUAUUCUAAGAACCCCCGUGCAAGCACAAUCUUUGAAGGGCUCGAGCAAUGCACGCAGCUGCUCAGCAAGGCCGCCAGCCUGGCUGGUGGCAACCAGAGCCAGGGCCCUCCUGACAUCCGUCGCGCCUCGAGUGGAAGCGUAGUUUACAGCGCUGGAUCCAACGCCGACAUGCCCAUCCGCGCCAUCGAGGGAGUGCCAGAAGACUUCGAAGACCAGAUGUCCUAUUACAACAAGAAUCCCAGUACUUUCAUCAGCAGCUUCACGGAGCGUCCCCGUCGACGCUUCGAGGAAGACCGACGAAGCAGCUACUCAGGCCACAGCAGCGUCGUCUCCUCGUCCACAGUCAAACCACCAAAGUCAACCCACUCCCGACCGUCCUCGCAUCACUCCCACUCCUCCCGCUCCAUCAUCACCAUCAACGACAUCUACGACAAAUCCUCCUCCACAUCGCGCCAUCCCACCGCCUCCGUCUACUCCGCCACCCACUCAGCCCGCAACAUCCCGCUCCCCAGUGGCUCCGUGACCACCAUCUCCACCUCCACCACCUCGCGCAGCAAACGCAGCAGCCACCACUCGCACGCCAGCUCCGUGGCCCGCCACGUGCCCCUCCCCGCCAGCGUCGCUGGCACAAACACCAUCUUCCUCGACGACGUCGAUGUCGACUCGCAUGUCACCCUACCCACAAUCCUUCCCGAUGGCGCCAGCCGUGUGUCGCGCAGGAGCUCACAUGCCCCAUCAACGUCGUCGAGGCGGCGAUCGCGUUCGGGGUCGCGCAAGGGCUCGGUGGCGAGCGUCAACACUCUGCGGAGCAGUAAGUUCGAUGAGCCGGUUAAGCCGAGUGAUAGUGUUAGUCAGGUGGGGAGCAACGCGGGAUAUUCAACGACGUCGAGGAGGAGUGGACGCAGUAAGCGAUAG
Coccidioides immitis RS is the source of this 1830-nucleotide messenger RNA. Its product is annotated as glyoxalase. The record is from RefSeq and is a predicted model, not a curated record. The transcript is spliced from 2 exons. Lineage: Eukaryota; Fungi; Ascomycota; Eurotiomycetes; Onygenales; Onygenaceae. Bases 1 to 1830 code for a protein of 609 amino acids.